AGUGGCUGUCGCCGUUUCUCCCAGGCGCGGAGUUUGCCCUUGCCUGCUGUCACAUGGGGAGGGGGUGUGUUAGCAGCUCAGAGACGCGGAGGGGAGCAGCCGGAGCAAGGCUGCAGCAGCAGCAGCAGCAAGCAGAAGCCGGCAGCAGCAGCCGCCGCCUGAGCAAAAAGGCAGGGAGCUGUCCUCUCUCCUGGCUGCCUCCGGCACUUGUUAUUCCCAGCCUGAACUUUUAUGGGUGUGCUGGAAAGGAGGGUGAGGAAGGAGGUUUCUUUCUAGCGGAGCAGAAGGGCUGCAGAGCACCUGAUUGCGAACGAUGAGGCCGGUCGAAGCUGGGCAAGGCAUGAUAAAAGCGGCCAGGGAGCAAAGGAGUGCCCGGCACCGGCUGUGGUCACUGUGACUUGGCUCAGCCACAGGCGCGCCUGCCUGCUGGGAAGAGGACUCGCUGCGCCCAGGAAGAAGCCACCCUCCCCGGGACCCUGGCUGGGUUUGCUGGUGAGACGGGCGGCGUGAGAGGAGCAUGGAGCCCCGGGAACCUGCCCCCGGGGGCAGAAGGGGGUGCCGGAGGAGGGCGCGGGAGUGGCUGAUCCCCCUCUGGCUCUGCGUGUGCGCCGCGGGGAGCUGCAGGGGGCAGGUGUAUAAGCUCAGCCUGGCGGUGGACGAAGGGCUGCCGGCGGACACGCUGGUGGGGGACAUCAGCGCAGGGCUGCCCCCCGGCGAAGGGCACCCCGGCGGCUUCUUCCUCUCGGAAGGCAGCGGCGAGUCGGCCGUGUUAGCGGAUUUCCACGUGCACACGGACACGGGCAUCAUCCGCACGGCGCGGCUGCUGGACCGAGAGCGCCGGGCGCGCUACAGCUUCGUGGCGGCCACGCUGCGAGGGGAGAUGGUGCAGGUGGAGAUCACGGUCAGCGACGUGAACGACCACGCGCCUCGCUUCCCGCGGGACUGGGUGCGCCUCAACAUCUCCGAGCUGAGCCCGCCCGGCAGCGCUUUCCGCUUGCCGGCUGCGCGCGAUCCCGACGCCGACAGCUUCGGCACGCAGGGCUACUCGCUGCUGGAUCAGGACCAGGACCGGGAGAAAGGUCCGCUUUUCCAGCUGCGCUACGGGACCCCGCCGGAUGCCCUGGACCUGGUGCUGCUGCGCCGCCUGGACCGGGAGCGGGCGGAGGCGCACCGCCUGCUGGUCGAGGCUUGGGACGGCGGAAGCCCCCGUCGGAGCGGCCGGCUGCGCGUGGAGAUCCAGGUGGUGGACGAGAACGACAACGCGCCCGCCUUCGGGCAGAGCGAGUACCGCGCGCGCGUGCGGGAGGACGCGCCCGUGGGCAGCUCCGUGUGCCGCGUCUGGGCCAGCGACCCGGACCUGGGCGCCAACGGCGAGGUGCGCUACAGCCUGGCCCGCCGCCAGGGCGACCCCUCGGCCGCCUCCUUCUUCGAGGUGGACGAGCGCAGCGGGCUGCUCCGCCUGCUGCGGCCUCUGGACCGCGAGGCCCGCGCCCUCCACCGCCUGGCCGUGGAAGCCCGCGACGGCGGCGCCCAGCCCGAGCUGGCCACGGCCCUGGUGGCCGUCGAGGUGCUGGACGUGAACGACAACGCGCCCACCAUCCACCUGCUCUACCUCAGCGAGGGCGGCGCCCGCGUGUCGGAGGGGGCGCAGCCGGGAGACUACGUGGCCCGCGUGUCCGUCUCGGACCCGGACGAGCCGGGCGAGCGGGCGCCUGCGGGCGGCGUGGCGCUGAGCCUGCAGGGCGGCGGCGGCGCCUUCUCGCUGCGGCCUUCGGGCGGCGGCGACGGCGGCGUCUACUUCCUGUGCGUCGAGGGGCCCCUGGACCGCGAGAGGCGCGACGCCUACGAGCUCCGCCUGGUGGCCGUCGACUCGGGCGCGCCGCCCCUCUCCUCGCAGCGGGCGCUGCUCCUCCGCGUGGCCGACCUCAACGACCAGGCGCCCGCCUUCGCGCAGCCGCGCUACCGGGCCGCCGUCUCCGAGGCCGCCUCGCCGGGCACCGUGGUGCUGCGCCUCAGCGCCGCCGACGCCGACGAGCCGGGCUCGCGCAACGCCCAGGUGCGCUACGCGCUGGGCCCCGACCAGGCGCCCGCCGGCGCGCUCUUCCAGCUCGACCCGCUCAGCGGCGCCCUCAGCGUCCGGGCGCCUCUGGACCACGAGCGCCAAGCGGCGCUGGAGCUGCUGGUGCUGGCCAGGGACCUGGGCGAGCCGCCCCUCUCCGCCUCGUGCGUCGUCAGCGUCGCCGUGGAGGAUGCCAACGACAACGAGCCCGUCUUCCAGCACCAGGUCUACAACGCCAGCCUGGCCGAGCACGCCCCGGCCGGCCACUGCCUCCUGCAGGUCAAGGCUACAGACAGAGAUUCAGGGAAUUUUGGGCAUAUUGAGUAUUUUCUAUAUGAUGGAUUCCAUAACUAUGAAAAAUCAAAAGCGUUCCAGAUUGACCCGAGCAGCGGCCACAUAUGUGUCUCACAGGAUAUUGACAGGGAAGAAGACCCAUCCACAUAUGAUCUCCUGGUGAAAGCGGUAGAUGGGGGUGGCCUGAGUGCUCAAGCUUUCGUCCGCAUAGAGAUAGAAGACAUUAAUGACAAUCACCCUGUCUUCGACCCAGCGGCUUACACGACAAGCAUCAGCAGUCAUACGCAGCCAGGAACAGAAAUAAUCAGUGUCGUUGCUACGGACAAGGAUUCUGGAAUAUAUGGAGUUGUGACUUACGAAUUGCUGCCGGGCGACUUCUCUUCCCUGUUCACAGUGGAUACAUCUACAGGAAUCGUCUACCUGAUAGCAUCUCUCAGUAACGUGGAACAUACCAGUGUGCUGUUGGCUGUUUCUGCCCGGGAUGGAGGUGGCCUUGGUUCCACUGUUAAUGCAGUUGUGACUGUGAAGAUCCUGCAGACGGCUGUGGCUCCUGCUGUUUUUGAGAGAUCACGUUACACUUUUUCCAUCCCCGAAGAUGCCCCUGAAGGAAGUGCCGUCGGAACGGUGAAAGCAAGGGAGCCCUUGAAUUUAUUGGAAACGGUUUCCUACAGAAUUUCCUCUGGUGAUCCCUACGGAAGGUUUUCUAUUGACCCGCAGUAUGGAAUCAUCCGCACUAAGAAGCAGCUCGACCAUGAAGCCCAUUAUCACACCCUUCUCACAGUCCAGUCACAGUUGGGAAGCUCCCCCGUCUACAGCAGUGCCCAGGUCAACAUAACCGUGAUUGACGUCAAUGACAACCCUCCAGUGUUUGUGUCGGAAUCUGACCAGAUUAAUAUAUCGCGAAGCACGGUGCCUGGCGCAGCUCUUUACAUCGCUCAUGCGGAGGACAAAGACAGUGGGCUAAAUGGUGCAGUCCGGUACGCCAUUGUAAGCAAUCGAUCAAGUAUUUUUACCAUUGAUCCCGUUCUCGGGGUACUGUACCUUGCCAGAACUUUGGAUAGUGAUAAACAGCAUGAACACACGGUGGUGCACAUUGCAGCAGAAGAUCAUGGAAGUCCUCCCUUGAGUUCUCUGUUGAUCCUACGUGUGGUAAUCGAUGAGCAUAAGGGAUGCCCCACAUUGACUUUUGAAAAUUUGGUUUAUCAGGUGGAAGUCAGUGAAGCAGCACCCAUAGGUGUCAGAAUUCUGCAAAUCCAAGCCCGGAAGUUAGAUCCCCAGCGUACCCCUGGGAAUGUUGUGUACUCCUUGGAGCAUAACAUGGAUUCUGCUUCAUUUAGAAUUGAUCCAGAAGCAGGUGUGAUCUACCUACGGAAUCCUUUAGAUUAUGAACUUACACAAAUGCAUAGUUUUAGAGCCUUUGUUACUAGCAGAGCAGAUAAGUCAGGGCAGAAUGCAAGUACAUCAGUGAUAGUUAACGUAAUGGAUGAAAAUGACAAUUCUCCGGUGUUUUUGCGUGAUGCCUAUUUUUUUGACGUGGAGGAGAGUUCGUUAGCCCAAGGUGUGGUUGGCACAAUAGCCGCAGUUGACAAGGACUCUGGAAGAAAUGCGCAGCUCUCCUAUUUCCUCUUAUCAGAUGGAAAAUAUUUCAAAAUCAAUUCCAAUACAGGUGAAAUUAUAAACUGGGUUGCAUUAGACUAUGAACAGCAGACUCACCACUACCUGAUUGCUCUGGUGACUGACCACGGGGUCCCGCAACAUAAUGCCACAAUAACAGUCUAUAUCUCUGUUACCGAUCUCAAUGACAACCACCCAUGCUUCCCGCAGCUUCUGUCUGGAGCAGAGCUACAUGUCAAGGUUUUGGAAGGGCAACCAGCAGGAACCCUGGUUGCCACUAUGUUUGCCAAGGACCUUGAUUCUGGGAACAGUGGGAUCGUGUUAUAUUCAUUGUCCUCAGGGGAAAGUUUAGGCCAUUUUCAGAUUGACAGCAGCAGUGGAGAGUUAAGGACCACUGAAGCUCUUUUGUACAAUUGGCGUUCAAGCUACCAAAUGGCAAUCACUGCAGCUGAUCAGGGAGUCCCUCCUCUUCAAGGACAAGUAGUCAUCACUGUGGAGGUAAUCCCACUUCCCCAAGGGAGAUCUGUUCCCUCCCCAAACAUCAGACAUUUUGUCCUACCAGAAAAUUUUAGGCCUGCGCAAAUGCUGGGCUCUCUAAAAUUACCUCAUCAGCACCCAUAUUCCAACAGAAAACAGCAUUUUAGCAUAUUUGAAGAAGAUUCUGAUGCUCCAUUUGAAAUCAGCAGUGCUACUGGGGAUCUGUUUCUUUCCAAGGAACUUGAUUAUGAAACAGCAUCUCACUACUUCCUUAGAGUUGUUGUGAACGAAUACCUGAAUAGUUCUCCACAGAAUAAUACUUUUUUCCUUAGUAUUGAUGUCAAAGAUGAAAAUGACCACUCACCAUCUUUCCAGGAUGACUUCGUUGUAAUUGGGAUAGAGGAGAAUGUGCCCGUUGGCACCUUGGUGUACACGUUUAAUGCAAAAGAUGGAGAUGGAAGUUUUUUAAACAGCAACCUUCAGUAUUCUAUACACGGGAAUGGCUUUGCUGAAAAUCCCUUUCUCAUUCACCCCUCUUACGGUAGCUUAAUCACAGCAGUUCCCCUUGACCGAGAGAUGACUCCAUUUGUUGUCCUGACAGUAUCAGCAACAGAUCAGGCUGCAAACUUGACUGAUCGCAGGCAGAGUUCAUUGACAGCAAAAGUCAUCAUUUUAGAUGUCAACGAUAACCACCCUAGCUUCGUUUCAUCUCCUCUUUCCUACGUUAGAGAAGACGCAGAGGUAGGCUCAUUAGUGCAUCACAUACUUGCACGGGAUCUAGACCAAGGAAGGAAUGGACAAGUCACAUACCAUCUUCUCUCGAAUAAUGAAGACCAUCCAUUUGUAAUAGAUAAAACUGCAGGACUGCUAACUACCGCCUUUGCUUUGGAUCAUGAACACCAAGAAUAUUACAACCUGACCGUUGUGGCCCUUGAUAAUGGUACCCCAGCUCUGUCUGCAACUCAGAGUCUGACAAUAAUUGUUGUCGAUGUGAAUGAUGAAGUUCCAGUGUUUACCAGAUCUCUAUAUGAAUCUUUCAUCUGUGAAAAUGAAGAUCCAGGAGCAGUUGUCAUUAAAGUUGAAGCCAUAGAUAAAGAUUCAGGAAUCAAUUCUCUACUCCAGUAUGAAAUUUUACCAGGUCCUGGAUAUGAAACUUUUCAAAUAAACCCAGAUACUGGAGAGAUUACAACAGUCACCUCGCUUGACAGGGAGGCUCAAGAUAAAUUCACUAUUAAAGUGCUGGUUCAAGACAGUGGAACUCCCAUUUUAUCCAGUACAGCGACAAUAAUCUUCAGAGUACUGGAUGAAAAUGACCACGCUCCCAAGUUCAUCCUUCCAGUUUCUGAGAUCCAAAUUAUGGAGAACCAAGAGCCUUCAACAGUAUCAACUGUGUUGGCUGUAGACAAGGACGCUGGUGGUAAUGGGACUGUGCAAUAUCACAUCAUUGGUGGAAAUGUUAGAGAAUACUUUGCAUUACACAAAACGUCAGGAGACCUCUUCACCACUUGUAGCUUAGACAGAGAAACUGACAGCAACUUUACCCUGGUUAUUGAGUGUUUCGACUUGGGCAGUCCACCAAAAAGCUCGGUGACCCAGCUGCAUAUCAAAGUCCUGGAUGAAAAUGACAACAGUCCCUUGUUUGCAAGAAACCAGUAUCAAGUGUCAGUGAGAGAAGAUAUUGGAGAACGGUCAGCAGUUCUUGAACUUUUUGCAGCAGAUGCAGAUGAGGGUCCAAAUGGUGAGGUCACAUACUCUCUCACAGAGGACAUCCUUGGAGCCUUCACCAUUGACAGGAUUACUGGUGUGAUAUUUACUACCAAACUGCUGGACCGGGAAUUAAAAUCUCAGUAUGUAUUUAAGGCUUUGGCAACAGACUCUGGCAUCCUCGGACCAAGAAGCACGAGUGUUACUGUAAUUGUGCAUAUUGAGGAUCUCAAUGACAAUAGUCCCUUUUUCCUACAGAAUCCUGUCAUUGUUCAUGUAUCUUCUCACACACCUAUAAAUCAGACAUUGGCUACUGUGAGAGCCAGCGAUGUUGACCUAGGACUAAAUGGAGUUGUGAAUUUUAGGUUCCUGAAACCACAAACCAUGUUUCAGAUGGGCCCAAGCACGGGAGAAAUUUUUCUUCGAGAACCUGUACCUCAUGAAGGCCUCGUUUCACACCUCCUGAUAGUGGCUUCUGAUCAAGGAGUCCCAGCUAGAACAGCGACUGCACUUUUGGCCGUCUAUUCGGAAGCACAGGCAGAGAUUAUUUCAUUCAGCCGUACUGAAUAUGAAGCAGCAGUUCCUGAAAAUAGUGAAAUAGGCACCUCUGUUUUCACUGUGGCUGCAUAUGACCGUAGUCUGAUGGGAAAGAAUUUAAAACACACAAUCAUCGGUGAACAUGGAGAUAUUUUCUACAUCCAUCCCAUCAUGGGUGACAUCACAGUAAAACGAGCUGAAUUUCUUGACUAUGAAGUGAGGAAAAAAGUACAUUUUGCAGUCUUAGCUGGAAAUGGCUUAACUUCAGCGGUGUGUGGGGUGACAGUAUUUAUACAGGAUGUGAAUGAUAAUGCACCUCAAUUUGAGCAAAACUAUUUCAAAACAUCAGUGUGGGAAGGUCAAGUCUACAACACAUACAUCAUGCAGAUCUACGCGACAGACGAUGACGCUGGACUUAACGGAGAAAUUGAAUAUUCCAUUUUAUCUGGCAACACAAAUGAAGCAUUUCUUAUUGAUUCAGCACAAGGAAUUAUAUCAACAAAUGCAAUCCUAGACCGUGAAGACAUUCCAUCAUAUAGGUUAGUUGUGCAAGCUGCUGACAGAGGAACCCCCAGGCUAUCUGCUACAAGCACAAUAGAGAUACAAGUUGUGGAUAUCAAUGACAAUGCUCCAACUCUCCAGCCGUUUGGCAUCGUUGAACUCCCUGAAAAUGCUCCACUUGGCUCCCUGGUGAUGCAAGUAUUGGCAGAUGAUGCGGACCUAGGACCACCCCUUCACUACAGUUUUGCUGAGAAUGGAAAUCCUGGAAUGAAAUUUGCAAUUGACCAAUGCCAUGGAACAAUCACAUUGGUGAAAGCAUUAGAUUUUGAAGAAAUCACUCAGCUUGAACUGUUGGUCAGAGUUUCCGAUUCUGUGCACGCAACUACAGAACAACUUCUGAUAUUUAUAUCUGAUAUUAAUGACAACCCACCAGUAUUUACUCAGGAUGCAUAUCAGGUGAUGAUACCCGAACGUAGGCCUGUAGCUACUGCUCUUUUGACUGUCUAUGCCACAGACAGAGAUUCAGAGUACAAUGGAAAGCUAACCUACAGAAUUCUUCCCCCCUCUGAUGAAUUUUCUGUUGAUCCACAAAAUGGCUCACUAUAUCUGGUUAAGACAGUGACAUACCAGGAAAAGAAUCCAGUUAUUCGACUCCAUGUAGAAGCCAGUGACAGUGGGAAUCCUGCUUUGACUGCUGUUGCUUCAGUGCUCAUACAGAUCCAGGAUGUGAAUAAUUACAUCCCUCAAUUUACUGUGCCAUCGUAUAAUCUCAGUAUCAGUGAAAAUGUCUCUGUUGGAGAGAUGCUGCUAACAUUCUCAGCUAUUGACAAUGACAGGACACAUGACAGCACCUAUGUUGAAUAUGCCAUUAUUGGUGGUAAUGGUGGUAAUAAGUUCCAGGUGGAAAAAUGCAUCGUUGGGCCAGAAUCUCCAAGUAAACUGACUGGAAAUCUUGUGUUGAGGAGCAUUCUAGAUCGCGAGAGCAGUUCAUCUUACCAGUUGUUAAUUCUUGUAUCUGACCGUGGGACUCCUCCUUUAAACGCCACAGCUACAGUGUCAAUCAAUGUUUUGGAUAUUAAUGAUAACCCACCUAUAUUUACCAGUUUGGAGUAUAAAGUUCAUGUCAGGGAAAAUUUUCCUGUAGGCAGUCAUGUUACUGCUGUCUCAGCUAGUGAUUGCGAUGCUGGACCUAAUGGAGACGUCACGUACAGUAUCACCUCUGGAAAUGACAAGGGGCACUUCCGUUUAGAUGGGAAAACCGGCUCCCUUGACCUGGUCAGAGCUUUGGAUUAUGAAGAAACAAUGAAUUUCAGUCUGACCAUUCAAGCUUCUGAUGGAGGAGUUGGCAUAAAAAAUGUGGCCUUCGCUGUAGUUUUUAUCAGCAUCCUUGAUGCUAACGAUUACGUCCCGGUAUUUGUAUUUCCCACCCAGGACUGCAGAAUCCAUGAAAAUCUGCCUGCUUUUUCUUUCGUCUGCAGAAUUUCUGCACUGGAUUUUGAUACCGGCCCCUACGGUCACCUUUCGUAUUCCAUCCAGUCAUCAUGUUUGUCUGGUCAUGGAACUCCUGGAGAUCAUGACAUGUUUUUCAUAGAUCCUCUGGCAGGAGAGAUCCGCACCAAGCAGGUGCUUGAUUUUGAAGACCAGGACAAGUAUUGCUUCAUAGCUCAGGCCAAAGACAGAAGCGACUCAACAGCCACUAUCACCGUUCAAGUGGAGGUCGAGGGGGCAGAUGAAUUUGACCCUGUCUUUAACCAAGACCAAUAUUUUUUUGAUUUCCCUGAAAGGAAUGAAGCAGGGCAGUUGAUUGGCAAAGUCACAGCAUCAGAUUAUGAUGGAGGGUUGGAUGGUGUUGUUCACUACACUUUGCUAAAACAGUCGCCCUUCUUUUCUGUGAACCACAGCAGUGGGGCCCUCUACUUGACCAGACCUUUCCACAGGAAGAGAAUUGGCAUGAAGAGAGCAGGCGAUACUCUUGAACUGCUUGUAAAAGCUCAUAGCCCAAAGCUGGACUCGAAGUCUAGCACGUGCACAAUUCUGGUGAACGUCUCUAAAGCUCCAGAGACUUAUUCCAUGUUGCCGGUGGAAACAGUGUCCAUUAGCAUCGCCGCUUCUACUGUAGCAUUCCUGUUUCUGGCCAUCAGUCUUGCUGUGCUUAUUGUUAGAUUCAGGCGAAAAGACACUGCAAACUCCAGCAUGAAGAAAGAGAUGCCAUGUCCCUCAUCUGCUGAUUUGAAAUUAGACCAUGAGAAUAGUGCUCCCAAAGACGUCCGGAAAUCCCAAAUCCAUGCAACCGGUAACCUUCCAGUAGGCACCAUAGCGGAGUGGCUAAGUUUGGUAGGCAUCAGAGAGAGAAGGGACAUGGGCAACCAUUGUAGACAUUCAGACUCCAGCGGACAUGGCUCUGCAGAAGGAGAAACUGCAGAAGAUGAGGAAAUAAAGAGGAUCAAUGAGCAUCCCUGCAGGAAGGGUUCUGGGUCAGCUUUAAGUGACCGAGGCUCACGUAUACCCGACUCAGGAAUUCCUAGAGACUCUGACCAGCUUUCGUGUCAGUCUGAGGAGACUGAUGUCAUGGCCAUUUCUCAAAGCAUAGAAGCUGCCCACCCUUUCCAAGACGGAAGUGGAGGAGAGGGAAGAGAAUGUGAUGCAAAGUAUGCUUGCAAUCAAAUGCUGUCCAAAACACUUCACAACCUGGGGAUGAAGGAAAAAGACAUCAUGACAGACAUCACAAGAGAAUAUAUCUUCAUACCUGACGAUCAGAACUCCCAUUAUGGAUCUCUUGCUACCCUAGUUGACUCUGAUGAGGAUCUCAGAGGCAGCUAUAACUGGGAUUACUUGCUUAAUUGGGAACCCAGAUUUAAGCCUCUCGCAUCCGUGUUCAGUGAUAUUGCCGAACUGGAGGAUGAAAGCUUAAAAAUGCAUAGCUUUCCUAAGGAGAAGAAAUCUUUCAUCUUUCCUCCUCCUCUAAUUACUUCUGUAGCUCAGCCUGGUUUAAAGACAGUCCCCCCGCGAAUUCCAAAUCUGUUGCCUGGUCAGGCAUUUAAGAAAUACCCCCGCUCACCCCUCAUCCAUCACCUGAGGUAUCCUCCAUCUGCUAUGACUCCCAGUUUUUCACCUUCUCUGUCUCUGCUUACCACGCAGACCCCGACAGCAUCUCCAGUGGCCUCCCAUCCUAACCUGAAGGGGAUAUGCCCUGGUGGGGCAAAGUGUGAACUUUCAGCAGAUGAAGAAGUUCAAGUAUAGAUUAUUUAUCAUUGACUUAAAGUGUUACAUGAACGUUUGGCUAAAUGUUUUUGCCAUAUUCCUUAACGAGCAUUGCAUGUCAUGUCUAUAUCUGUAAGAGGGAGAAAAAAUAUUUUUUACAAGUUAAACAUUUUACCUGCCUAAUUAAUUCACUGCAGGAUGUACUCCAGAUCUGUUAGGGACUUCCUUGAUCAUUCAUUAUGAACUUACCUACAUUAGCUGUUUGUGUUCUGUAUGUUCUAGACAUCUAGGGGGAAAUCACUGGUGGAACAGAACUUUCACACAAUGCUUACUCUUAAACUCAGGUGAAUAGUUGAGGAUGUGUAGAACUUGCUGGAUGUCCAUGCAGCAUACAGAGUUGCUAUUUUAGCUGGUCUAACAUGUGCUCUGGUGCUGCUAGUAAGGCACAACAGGCAUUGCCAUUUUUGUCCCUUCCCCCAAACUACUCUUGAUACCUGAGCCAAGCACACUUCAGCUGCAGUAAAGAAAAGAAAAAAGUUGGUGCUACGUAAUAUUCAGUGCAUGUAGAAGUAUAUUUACAGACACGCACACAUUUCGGAGUGUGCAUAUUUGUUGUAUCAAAUCAGCAUAUAGUUACCAAUAUUUUUACAGCUUUCUUUUGCUUCAGUAUAUAAGUAAAUGUUUUUGCACCUUCGUUUACAUUACCUCAAAUGAAACCAGGAUAAGUUAGAAUUGGCCUUUUGUGAAUACGAAAAGGCCCUACAAAGGUUUGGUUCCCCGCCCCCAGUCUCAUCUAAAACAAGCAAUGGAUAAAAUGCUUGCUAGACUGACCCUCUGGGCUCACAUUUAAUGAUUGCUUAUUCUGAAUGACUGUGCUCAAGGUUCAAAAUAUCUUGAUCCUCUUUACUUCUGUGUAGAAGUGACACCACUAAAAGCUGGAGGAAUAAAAAAGCGGAAUUAACAUUGUUUCCAGAUAACACUGGAAGUAAAUGGUAGAAUCACAGAGAUUCGGAAUGGCAAAACAAAUCAAAGAUACAUUCCUAGUGGAUGUAGAAUGUCUACUGCAUCUGGUAUUUUUGCCUUUGAUUUCAGUGAAUCUCCAAUGCAGUUUACACUGAGAUUGUCUGAAAGAAGUAUUCGGUGUCGCUGGAGUGCCUUCUUUCAGGCCCCUGAUCCGUGCAAUUCUACAUUCCCUUGGACCUCUUUGAAAAGUGACAGAGUGACAUUUAUCUGAUAUCUGAGUGCAGCCAGGAUUUUCUGGCUUUUAGGGAUACACUGGCUUGUACUCAUGGUUCUUUGCUUUCCAUACCCACAGUGGGAUCUCUCUACUUGUGUGGUUUAUUGGAUUAUAGCCAGGACCUUUUGCUCUAACUUCUGACUUGCUAUAGGAAGCCUGAAAACUUAUCAAGAUCUGCCACACUAGUUCCCUCACAUAGCAGAGUUGUUUUCCCAUGAUAUGAAAGCAUACCAAACAAAAGAAAGGAAAUGGGCAAUGUUAAUUUAUGAAUUCUGUAUUUGCAAAAUACAUACAUGUAUAUAACAAAGUAUAACCAAAAAUGUAAAGUCACGGCAGUGACUUGUAUAAUUGCAUAACUAAAUAAUGUAACAGUAUUUUAAAUAUAAUUUUUAUAUUUUU
Molecule: messenger RNA, 12023 nt
Organism: Podarcis raffonei (Aeolian wall lizard)
Lineage: Eukaryota; Metazoa; Chordata; Lepidosauria; Squamata; Lacertidae
Gene: DCHS2
Product: dachsous cadherin-related 2
Exons: 20
Coding region: 518-10426 (3302 amino acids)
Biological process (GO): homophilic cell-cell adhesion
Cellular component (GO): plasma membrane
Molecular function (GO): calcium ion binding
Source: RefSeq, a predicted model, not a curated record